Molecule: messenger RNA, 7504 nt
Organism: Mobula hypostoma (lesser devil ray)
Lineage: Eukaryota; Metazoa; Chordata; Chondrichthyes; Myliobatiformes; Myliobatidae
Gene: prps1b
Product: phosphoribosyl pyrophosphate synthetase 1B
Exons: 7
Coding region: 158-1114 (318 amino acids)
Biological process (GO): ribonucleoside monophosphate biosynthetic process; purine nucleotide biosynthetic process; 5-phosphoribose 1-diphosphate biosynthetic process
Cellular component (GO): ribose phosphate diphosphokinase complex; cytoplasm
Molecular function (GO): ATP binding; magnesium ion binding; ribose phosphate diphosphokinase activity
Source: RefSeq, a predicted model, not a curated record
CCUACCCACCACACCAUCCUCUCCCUCACUCUCACCAAACAUGGUGGCGUAGGGUCAGCGUUUUAAAAUCGGAGUCUCAUCGAUUUGUACUCACAAUCUCUUAACGAAUUAAGCUGUUUUAAUUUAUUAUAAGUUAUAUUAUAAGGAAACUAGAAAUAUGCCUAAUAUCAAGAUUUUCAGCGGUAGUUCUCACCAGGAUUUAUCACAGAAGAUUGCCGAUCGGUUGGGGCUCGAGCUUGGGAAAGUAGUCACGAAAAAAUUCAGUAAUCAAGAGACAUGUGUGGAGAUUGGUGAGAGUGUUCGAGGUGAAGAUGUUUACAUUGUACAAAGUGGUUGUGGAGAAAUCAAUGACAACCUCAUGGAGUUACUCAUCAUGAUCAAUGCCUGUAAGAUUGCCUCGGCCUGCCGUGUCACCGCAGUAAUCCCCUGCUUCCCAUAUGCAAGGCAGGACAAGAAAGACAAGAGUCGUGCUCCUAUAUCUGCAAAAUUGGUUGCCAACAUGCUGUCUGUGGCUGGAGCAGAUCACAUCAUCACAAUGGAUCUUCAUGCUUCUCAAAUACAGGGUUUCUUUGAUAUUCCAGUAGAUAACUUGUAUGCUGAGCCAGCAGUACUUAAGUGGAUUAAGGAAAACAUCGCAGAGUGGAAAAACAGUAUCAUUGUAUCUCCUGAUGCUGGUGGAGCAAAGAGAGUUACGUCUAUUGCUGACCGGCUGAACGUUGAUUUUGCACUGAUUCAUAAGGAGCGUAAAAAAGCCAACGAAGUUGACAGAAUGGUUUUGGUUGGUGAUGUGAAGGAUCGAGUAGCUAUUCUUGUUGAUGAUAUGGCAGACACCUGUGGCACAAUUUGCCACGCUGCAGACAAGUUGCUCUCUGCUGGAGCUACCAGAGUCUAUGCUAUUCUCACGCAUGGAAUCUUUUCUGGUCCUGCUAUCUCUCGCAUCAACAAUGCAUGCUUUGAAGCUGUGGUAGUUACAAAUACAAUCCCUCAAGAAGACAAAAUGAAAACCUGUCCUAAAAUACAGGUUAUUGAUAUCUCCAUGAUACUUGCUGAAGCAAUUAGAAGAACUCACAACGGAGAGUCUGUGUCCUAUCUGUUCAGUCAUGUUCCAUUGUAAUAUUUACAAUAUCUGCCAUUUCAAUAUUAUUCUACCAAAUUAUUUUCUUUAUCUUGCCUUCAUGCAUCAAAUGAUAAAAGGAGUUCUUCAUUGCUACUUCGCAUUGUAGUACACUUCUAUCAGAUCUGUCAGUGAAAAAAAAAUAGUAUUUUAUAUCCAUCAAUAGAUUAGAUAUUUACAAUUUAAAAACAGCAGCUGUGAUUGGGUUUAACAGGAAGGACAUAUUAUAUAUCCCUCUUGAUAUUAAAAGGGGGAGAGUUCAUUUGUUUUAAAUUAUGUUGGUAUAUUCCUACCUUUGUUACCAUAUUGCAACACAUCUGCCACAAUAAAAAGCUGCUGGUGUUUUACUUUGAGCAGAUUAUUGUUGUUUUAGAAAACUGGAAUAAUUAUUUUUGUGUCAAUGUAACCUUCCUCAUGUUAUUUUCAAGUGAUACCAUUUGUGCUUGUAUCAAAGAAACAAUGUGUUCAAGCAAAUUUUACAUAUUUCCCCAUCUCAAACACUCAAAAUGAUGCAGAGAAAGCAGGGAAUAACUUGGUUUUUAUGCUGCCCUGUGCCUUAUUAGAAAUACAAUAAUUUCAUAGUUACAAAAUGGUUUUGCAUGGUACUGAUGCAUUGCUUCUGAGAGGUGACUGAAUCGGCUUGAGCUUUCCCUCAAUUAUCUUCCAAAAAAAUUUCAGUGAAUUGAAACCCUAGUGAGUAUGACAGGCUUCUGAGGAUUCCAGGCAAAUGUGAUUGGGCUAGACGAAAAAUAUUUUUAAUGUGUUCAAUAUAGGAUUGCAUUUUGCUGCAAAAUCCAGAUAUGGACAAACCAAUUCUAACUUGUCCUUUGUUACAAUUUGUUUACUUGGCAUCUUUAUUCUUAUUCUAUGUAUGUUUUUGAACCUUGUAUUUGGAAAAAACUUCUUUGUGUUGCAACAUGAUUAUUUCUGUUCAACAAAGUCUUUUAAUGGAUGUAAAGAAAUUAAAUCCUUCAAGUUGCUUACACUUGGACCAUGGAAGUAGAAAAUUUACUUUGCUCCUUGUUUAACAGUAAGCUAUAAUGCUGAUAUAUUUUUCCAAUAACAAUGCAGCUUUUGCAGGAAUGAAUUUGUGAAUUCAUGCACUGGCCAUCCUGGAAAAAUAUCUUUUUGGCAUUUUAUAAGAUGUGAUUGUCCAAAAUUUUGAAUGCACACAACCUUAAAUUAUUCAUAUUUCAGUUGCAAGUUAGAAAUUUGGAGUUUCACAUUUUGAGGACUAGAAUCCAGUUCAUAAGGAUAUGAAAGUAUACUUGUUACUUCUCCGAAAUGAAAGCUGAAAUGAGUAAAUACACCAAAUGAACGGUGGCUCAUAGGCACCCUAAUGGAUGAGGGGUGCCUAAACUUGUCAGAUUAGGCCAUGUUGAAAGUACAUUUCUCUUGUCAUGUUUUACUUGAAAUAGCAUUGCUAGACAAGAUGAGAAAACUGGAUUGCUAAAAGUCAGAUGUGUGUAUAUUGUCUAAACUACAUGUUUUCCACUACAAGAACACUGAAAGCAAUUAAUUCAUAAUUUCUAUUUAUCUAGGGUGACAUUAAUAUACUAAUUUAUCCAAAUCUGGGACAUCAGAUGUUAAAGUGGAAAACAAGGAGAAAAUGUAUCAGUAAUGCAGUUAUUGAUAUUAUGCAUAGUGUUGUUGGUUCAUUCUGGGUUCUGCUCAUAAACUGGCCCCAAGUUUCCUCUUCUUUUGGAUUCUCUUCUGCUGUUCAGGUCUCCAGCAGAUUACCUCUGCUUGUCUGCGAAAUUCAAAAGAAACAUUUUGCUCCAGGAGACUGAUUUCGCAUGAGCAAUGUUUUUGGCUGGUGUUCAGAUUGGAAUUGUCUCAUUUGUAAAUACAAUUCAAAUAUCUGACAUCUGUGCUUAGAAAUUUGUUUAAAUCAUUUUGAACAUGGCAAAUAAUCCUAUCCAGUUAUGUUAGGAUAGUUCUACACAUUAAAAUAAAAUCUGCAACUGUUUGGUUUUUACAUUGUUUUCUAUAGCAUAGAGAAAGCUGAAGGCUUUUUACAUUUUCAAUUAUGUGUAAUAAUAAACGUGAUGACUGUUACUUUUGAUGUGCCAGUGUCCUCAGUUUCUCUUCGCCCAUUCCACUGGGUUUGAAAAUACAGUUGAUCCCUCUUUUUCACUCGCCACAACCAUAUUAUUGUAGCUCAAUCGAUACUCCUUGUCAAGUGGCCUACUUUGUCAUGGAUAUGUUGAGCUUAUUGAGCAUUGUUGGAGUGUACCCUUGCAGUCAAAUGAAGAGUAUUUCACCACAUUCCAGACUUGCACCUUUUGUAGAUGGAAAGGCUUUGGCAUGCUGGGUAGCAAGUUUCUCAUUGCAGGAUAACUCGGUUCUUGGAAUCACAAUAUUUAUAUUGAGAUCCAGUGGAGUUUCUGGUCAUUGGUAAACCUGUCACAUAAUGUUAAUGGGAGACAGAACAACAGAUCAUUCUGUCACUGUCUUAGUGUGUUUGUGGCAUGACUAUUUGCAACUUACAAACCUAUGCCUCCAUGUGUAUGUAGGCAUAGACUGACUCAUUUUGAGUCAUGAAAUCAUUUAUUGUGCGAUUGUCAGUGUACAUCCAACUUGUAUCACCCAUCUUCAAUUUCUUUCAAACACCCGAGCAACUGGAACAAAAAGGAUCUAGUGCUUUCCCAGUAUAUAUGAUGAACAAACUCUUCUUGGGCUUCCAACCAGUUCAGGUUUUGAUUAUAGCGGAUGUUUUCAUAACAGACUCUACCAUCUUCAUCAGGGAUGAUGCCUGGGCAUGUCUCGUCUGGUGGUAUUUAUACCCUGUAGUCCAAUUCCCAUGGUUGGUUAGUCCUCAUCCAGUCAGGUUUCUGUACUCCAGCCUUGUUUACAAUUGAAUUCCAGUUCUUUCUUGGAGUGAGACCUUUGUUAAAAUUCAUUUCCUCUGGUUUUAUUUCAAAGGCUUCCUUUACCUGAACAACUACUACAAUGAACUCUACAAUGAUUUAUUCUACAACCACCCUGAGCGUAUUCCAGGUAUUGACUGAAACCAUUGGUUUGUUUUUGAUGUGAUUGAAAUUUGAAGAUUUGCUUGGAGUCCUUAUAACAAAAGGAGGUCCAAAGGUAUUUUAGAAAUUAGAACACUUGCCCUAUUUCUAACCAAGUGUCUAUUUUCCCAAGCCAUUACAUAUUGUUAACUUAGAAAACAUCUGAAUAUCAUGAAUGUUAAAGCAAUGACCACAGGGAUUAUUAACUCAAAAUGCUGAAAAUACUAUGCAGAUUAAGUGGCACCUUGACCUGCAUAGUGUGUAACAAUGAACACAGUGAAAAUUGGAACCAAUGUUGUUGAAAUGGUUUAUGUUUCAGGAAAGGGUAUGACAUUAGUAUGGACAGAAAAGCAUAGGAAAAGAUUUGAACAGUGAGAGGAUGAGUUUUUAGUAUUAAUGACCUAAAUGUUCAAAUUAACUGCUUUACCUCAUUUGUAUUUAUCUGCUGCUCAAUGUUCUGGAUUCCAAUUACCACCAUAUAGAAUGAAGUUUUCAGGAUAACCCUUCAGAGAUUGGGCUUUGGUGAGUAAAGUCAGUAGAGUGGGAACAGCUGUUCCAAUUUGCCUGCCAAAGCAACAGGUCCACAGCAGAUGUCAUCUCGUUUGCUCUUUACACAACCCUAGUACAUCUGGACAGCAAGGGUGCAUACAUUAGGAUGCUCUUUAUUGAUUACAACUCAGCAUUUAAUACCAUCAACCCCUCAAAACUAAUUAGGAAACUCCAAGACCUGCGCUUCAAUAUGUCCCUUGUGCAAUUGAAUCCUGGAUUUCCUCCAAUUGCAGACCACAGUCAGUUUGCAUUGGCAAAAGCAUCUCCAAUCUCCAUCAGCACUGGAAUAUGUGUUUAGCCCCCUUUGCUACUUGCUUUACACCUAUGACUGGCUAAGUACUGCUCUGACAGCACAUACAAGUUUGCUGAUGACACCACUCUUGUGAGCUGUUUCAAAGGGGGUGAUGAAUGAGCAUAUAGGAGGGAGACUGAAAAUUUGGCUGAGUGGUGGUGUACUAACAACCUCUCAAUGUCAAUAAGACCAAGGAACUGAUUGUGGACUUCAGGAGAGGGAAACGAGGUUCACGUGCCAGUACUCAUCGGAGAAUCAGAGGUGGAGAGAGUCAGUAACUUUAAAUUCCUGGGUGUCACCAUCUCAGAGGACCUAUCCUGGACAGUUUGUAAAAAAAAAUAUAAUUUCAAAGAAAGCAUGACAGCACCCCUACUUUGUUGGGAGUCUGGAGAUUUGGCAUGUCAUCAAAAACCUUGACAAACUUCUGUAGAUGUGUGGUGGAAAGUGUGCUGACUGACUGCAUUAUGCCAUGGUAUGGGAACUCCAAUGCCUUUGAGUGGAAAAUCCUACAAAAGGUAGUGGAUUCAGCCUAAUACAUCAUGGGUAAGGCCUUCCAACCAUUCAGCACAUCUACAUUAAAAGCGGCAUCCAUCAUCAAAGAUCCUCACCACCCAGGCCAUGCUCUUUUCUCACUGCUGCCAUAAGGAAGAAGGUACAAAUGCCCCAGGACUUGGACCUCCAGGUUCAAGAACAGUUGCUACCCCCUCAACCACCAGGCAACUGGGAUAACUACACUCAUUCUAUUUCUUGUGUUCCCACAACUAAUGGUCUCGCUUUCAGGACUCUCAUAUAUAUUGUUUCAUGCUAUUGUUAUUUAUUUAUAUUUGCAUUUGCACAGUUUGUUGUUCAUUGAACCUGUUCUAUAGAUUGCCAAGUAUGCCCAAAGGAAAAAGAAUCUCAGGGUUGUAUACAGUGACAUGAAUGUACUCCAAUAAUAAAUUUUACUUUGACUUACUUUGGGAAGCUUUGAGAAACAGAUGGGGUUCGGAAUAAAGACAAUCAGAAGGAGUAAAAACUACUCAAAAUGUCCUUGGCAGGUAGACUUAGAGAAUUAAAAGGCAUUUUAUAAACAUGGAGUUAGGAGGGCAGGACCACUCAUAGCCAAAAGAGGGAAUGACUGAAAUCCUAAAUGAAUACUUCAGUUGGGACUUCCAUAGAUACACAGGGGAGUGUAUCCUAACUGGGUGCAUCACACCUGGUAUGGAAACACCAAUGCCCUGGAAUGGAAAAGGCUAACGAAAGUCUUGAUGCUACCCAGUCCACAGGCAAUGCGCUACCAUUAGAAAGUGUGUAUCAUCAAAGACCCUACCAUCCAGGCUAUGCCUUCUCACUAUUACCAUCAGGCUCCUGAACCAGCAUGGAUAACUUUAAUCACCACCAUUCUGAACUCGUUCAACAACCAACACUCACUUUUGAUGACUCUUGUCAAUACUACUUGUUUAUUUGCACAGUUUUUUCCCCUUUGGAUGUUUGUCAGUCUUUAUGUAUUGUUUCUCAUAAAAUUCUACUGUAUUUCUGAAACUUUGUGAAGUUUACAUAUGCACUUUGAUAAUAAAUUUACUUUGAACAUGUUGCCUUUGCCAGUUUUCACACAUACCCCACUGGUAAAACCUUCGCAAAUCCCUGUACUUUCAAACUGUUCAAAAUGGAUGAAGUACAGUUUCUUAAUUUGUUUGACUGAAAUUUUGUUUGAUUUCUAACUCAGGCUGAUUCAAUGUCCUGCCACUCUAGAUCAAAUUAGCAUUGCAAAUCUUGACAGCCUGCACCUCUUUACUGAGCUCCAGAUCCAUAUCAUGGGACAUGAUAAUAACCACACACUUCUGCCUCUAAUAAAUUGCAUACCUCACCCCUCUGCUGAAACAGCUAUACUCAAUGUUCCAAUCCUGAUAUGGGCAUUUGAAUCAGAUUACAUGAUCUACAUGAGAUCCUUGCAGACUGGCUAGAUUGGAUUCUAGAAAACGAAAGGUACUGGUGUUCUGAGUAGAGAUUAGUAAUCAGCAGUGUUCCAUCAGGGUCGGUGCUGGGAUGUAUAGGAAUGGUAAUUGAAUAAUCAGCACAACUCCUAUGACAUUUACAAUAAUGCUUCUGACACCACUGUUAUUUGUAGAAUCACAGACAGUGGUGGGGAGGCUUACAGCAAUGAGAGUUCAGCUGGUGUGUGGUGUUGCAAAAACAAUCUCAUGCUCAGUGUAAACAAGACCAAGAAGCUGACUAGCCUUCAGAAAAGGGAAGUCGGGAGAAUACGCCAGUUCUCUUUUAGGAAUCAGCAGUGGAAAGAGUAAGCAGUUCAAGUUCCUGGUUAUUGAAUGGUUCCCCGACAUCAAGUUGGAUUCUUGACCCUACAAUCUAGCUUGUUAUGAUCUUGCAUCUGCAGUGCAUUUUUUCUGUAGCUGUUGCACCUUACUCUGCAUUCUGUUAUUGUUUUACCUUGUACUUGCUUACUGUGUAAUCAUUUGAUCUGUAUGACCAAUGUGCAAGGCAAACUUUUCACUGUAUCUCAAUACAUGUAACAAUAAAAGUUGAUUCCAAUACAAAGAA